AUGACGACACCUGCAAUUCGGAUACCCUUUACGGGUCCAUUGCCGCCAGCUUUAAUAGUUCCACCAUCAGCCAGAACGGUGGCUGGUGCGAUCGACGCUAUCAGUGCCUUCUUAGCUGCACCGCCAUCUAUCGACCUGCGAGGGGUAGAUGUGGGAGGCCAUUCCCAGACGGUUCUACUCACUGGAGCAGGAAUCUCGGUUGAAUCGGGUCUAUCAGAUUAUCGAGGCGAUCAGGGAACCUAUAGACGAAAUACAUCUUAUCGACCAAUAUAUUUCCAUGAAUUCGUGUCGCGGCAUGAGUCACGCAAACGGUAUUGGGCUCGAAGCUUCGUCGGAUGGCCCGGUCUUGUCAAUGCAAAGCCCAAUGCGACUCAUUGGGCGAUCCGAGAUCUCGCGAUGAAAGGAUAUUUAAGCUCUGUGGUGACGCAAAAUGUCGACUCAUUCCAUUCACUUGCUCAUCCAGAGCUGCAAACCCUUGAACUACAUGGGUAUCUACGAUCGGUCAUUUGUACCAGCUGUCGCAACCAAUUUCCGCGAGAAAAGUUUCAGUCAUCAUUGGAGAAACUCAAUCCUGCAUGGGCCGAAUUUCUGGCUCGUAUGGUUGAACAGGGCGCUCUCGAUACCAAUAACCCAGCAGAACAACGGCGAAAAGGCCUAAAAUUGAAUCCAGACGGCGAUGUCGAUCUUGCAGAGGCACCAUAUUCUACAUUUCGAUAUCCUUCAUGUCCGACCUGCUUGGAAAAUCCUCCUGUGUUGCCAGAUGGCACAAGGACCCAAGUCGAGGUGGAACCUGACGGGGCAUGGAUGCCGACAUCUAACGCGGGCAUCUUGAAACCGGCCGUGACUAUGUUUGGAGAGAAUAUCGACCCAGCGGUAAAGGAAGCCGCGGAAGAGGCGAUCGACGAUGCUGGGCGCCUAUUGAUUCUUGGAAGCAGUCUGGCGACGUAUUCAGCCUGGCGCUUAGUCGAACGAGCUCAUAAACGAGGCAUGCCCAUUGGAAUUAUCAACCUUGGCGGGAUCCGCAAUGAAGCCAUGCUAUUUGGUGAUCUGAAUGAUGGACCAACUUCUCACGUUCGGUGCAAUCAUCCUACGCAGUCGAUCCUCCCGACCGUAGUAUCUCGGUUAUCCCGAAACGCGCCGUAA
Molecule: messenger RNA, 1143 nt
Organism: Penicillium angulare
Lineage: Eukaryota; Fungi; Ascomycota; Eurotiomycetes; Eurotiales; Aspergillaceae
Product: putative SIR2 family histone deacetylase
Exons: 1
Coding region: 1-1143 (380 amino acids)
Molecular function (GO): NAD+ binding
Source: RefSeq, a predicted model, not a curated record